AUGCCACCUCGAAAGGCGAAGUCGCGAAAAAGUCGGAAAGUAGCCAAAGGCCGCCAUCCGACUGUGGGGAAGAAGCCAGGCGUCCCUAGGCGACGGACAAAGAAGAAUGACCGAGAAGGACUUCUGCCUCUGGAAGUACCUGAACAGAAGAUUGAAGAGUACCGAUUCAACGCCACGCAGUCAUCCCUUCUGCUGCUACCUACUGAACUACUCGAGAUGAUUAUCUUCUAUCUUAUUCCGGAGCAAGACGUCUUCAUAUACUGGAACGGAAUGAAUCUCCGGAAUGCCCUACUCAAACCCAGGUGUGAAAAUUAUUACCGGUGGGGAGAGUACAGUGUGCCCAAGCGAUUGUCUUUCCAGGUCCCGCUCGUCUGCCGGCAGCUGUACCAUGUAGCGGCUCUCCUCCCAUAUGCGCGUCUCCGCUUCAUAUUCACAGAAGGUUCGAUGAGGCGGUGGGUAUGCAAUCGUCUUCCCGUUCAACUCGCUGCCGUUAGGGAAGUGUCGCCCUCAGCCCAGUGGACCGAAGAUGUCUGGACGGAGAGCCAGCGCCCCUUCUCAGACAUCUUUCCUGGGCUUAAAAGAGUGGUUGUUGACCAGAAGGAACUGUUCAACCUCAUUCGGGACCCCUUUAAACCCGAAACGGAUCGCAUGUUGAAGGGGAUGAUCUCUAAUGCCCUAGCCCGGAGGGAAAAGAAGGGCCUCGAGAUCGUGUUUACGGAAUACAUAGAAACCUGGCCAAUCUUCGCGUUCGAAAAUGGGUUCACGUAUAGUAGAUGA
This is a messenger RNA of Trematosphaeria pertusa, 777 nucleotides long. RefSeq lists its product as uncharacterized. The record is from RefSeq and is a predicted model, not a curated record. The coding region runs from base 1 to 777 and encodes 258 amino acids. Lineage: Eukaryota; Fungi; Ascomycota; Dothideomycetes; Pleosporales; Trematosphaeriaceae. The transcript is spliced from 2 exons.